Molecule: messenger RNA, 1453 nt
Organism: Cuscuta campestris
Lineage: Eukaryota; Viridiplantae; Streptophyta; Magnoliopsida; Solanales; Convolvulaceae
Source: the annotation of a GenBank genome assembly
AGCGUGACGUUUGUUUAAGUGUUUCAGGUACAACAAGAAUCCAUUAAGAUUCGGUACUCAAGAAUGAAGUCGAAACACCAAAACUAGCGUAGAAUAUAGGUAGAAACCGAUGUAAGAAUAUGACUUUAUAUACCUAUAUUCACAAGCUCAAAUGCACUCACAAAAUAUGUUUAAAACCAUCCCAUAAACAUUUUCAAAUAUCCAAAAGGUUUUAAACUCAAACACGAAGGAUUACGGGAAUUUUGGAAAAAUCAGGACAGUGGCACGGUAUCCCCAGACGGUAGGGUAUACCGCCACACGGUACCCAUAUACCGUGAGACGGUACCCAGGUUUGUCUUCGGAAGACAAGAGGAAGCUAUCAAUGAAUGCAAAAGCAAUAAAUAUUUUGCAUUGCUCUCUUGGUCCCGACGAAUUCGCACGUGUUUGCUCUUGCAAAACGGCCAAAGAGGUAUGGGAUCUACUUCAAGCUACACAUGAAGGAGACACCUCAACAAAACAAACCAUGCUAGCCCUUGGGAAUUCAGAAUAUGAAUCUUUCAAGAAAGGGCCAUGUGAGACAAUCCAAGAUAUGAACAAAAGAUUCAAUGAGAUUGUCAACAAAUUGAGUAAGUUGGGUAAGACAAAUACUACUUCCGAGCUUAAUACAAAAAUUCUAUUUUCUUUAACUAAAGAAUGGCAUAGUAGUAUAGUAGAUUUAUUACCCAAAUGUGAUAAGGCCGAAACCGCCCACAUUUGGUCUUCCUUAUAUUCUCACGAGCUUUUGUUGAGAAAGAUCAAAGAGGAAGAAAUGCGUGAAAAUCCCAAGCUUACAAAUGCCUUCAAAGCUUCAAAAGAUUCAUCUAGUGAAGAAUCAAGUGAAUCAAGUGAUGAUUCAAGCGACUCAAGCUCUACGGAAGAGUCGGAUGAUGAAGAAGACGAAGAGAAGGCAAUAAGAAAGAAGUAUACGGAUUUCCUCAAAUGGAAGAAGUAUGUCAAGAGGAAGGAAGUAUAUCCAAAGCCGAAGAAAGAGCGGCAUAAGCCAAGGGGGAGCUUGCUUGCUUCAUUAUUUUACUUCCGCCUAACUCACUUUAAAGUAUAUUGUUUGUAAACAUAAAAAAGGGGGAGAUUGUUAGCCUUGGUUUGCUAAGCCUCAUGUUUUGAUGUUAACAAACAAUAUAAGAGCUUGACGUUUGUUUAAGUGUUUCAGGUACAACAAGAAUCCAUUAAGAUUCGGUACUCAAGAAUGAAGUCGAAACACCAAAACUAGCGUAGAAUAUAGGUAGAAACCGAUGUAAGAAUAUGACUUUAUAUACCUAUAUUCACAAGCUCAAAUGCACUCACAAAAUAUGUUUAAAACCAUCCCAUAAACAUUUUCAAAUAUCCAAAAGGUUUUAAACUCAAACACGAAGGAUUACGGGAAUUUUGGAAAAAUCAGGACAGUGGCACGGUACCCCCAGACGGUAGGGUAUACCGC